UUCUAGCAUGUUAAGAUGUCAACGUUUUUCAUUCUUAUGAGUGAAUGCAGUGAUCAAAAUCCACCAACCACCGCAGAUUUUUCUGACCAGUCUCCGCCUUCAAGUGGGCAGGAGAAUUUAUCUGCAAAGCCAGAAGAUGUAUCACCCUCUGUCCCUGAGUACAGUGAAUCUAAGCAAGAGACUCUGCAAGGAGGCCAUCAGUAUUCAGCUGUUCGUACAUCCCCCAACUAUAGUUUUGGUUUUAUGCUGCCACCAACAUUAGGCAGUCAGCUCGCACCUUUUGAAAACUCUGAAUCACAGUCUCAUGAUGUUUCUCGUCUUCCAAACUUUGUUGUUCAGCAACCAAUUGACCCAACAAACUACUAUGCCCAGUUCUACCGCUCCAGUGCUGAUGGUGAUGGCCGCAUUUCACCCUUUCAAUCAGCAGGAGUUUCUACCAAGUACAACGGCAAUGUUGCAGUUGUGGCUCCACAAACUUCUCAAUCUGCUCAAGAGAAUGAUUUGCAGGGAGGAAACACUCUUGUUUUAUCUACAGCGGCUCCAACAGCACUUGCAACUCAAGCUGCUGGGCUUAUGCAAAGUUCAGCAGCUGUAACUCAGCAACCUCUCCCUGUAUUUCGACAAGCUGCAGGGAUGCAUCUGCCCCAUUAUCCUCCAAAUUAUAUUCCAUACGCUCACUACUUUUCCCCAUAUUAUGUUCCACCAACAGCCAUCCAUCAAUUCUUAAGCAAUGGUGCAUUUCCCCAGCAACCUCAGGCUGGUGGCGUAUAUCCACCUCCACCAUCUGCUGCUGCUGGCAGAUACUCACUUUCACAAUAUAGGCCAGGAGCUAAUGUGGGAAACUCAACUCACAGUGGAGUGCCUGGCUCAUAUGGGCCAUAUGGAUCCUCCACAGCCAACUAUAACCCUAGUUCAACUACAGCAGCUGGAAACCCUGCUUCUAAUGAUGAUCUUUCUGCUGCUCAAUUUAAGGAAAACAAUGUCCACGUGAAUGGACAACAACAGAGUGAGGGCUCAGGUGUGUGGAUUACUCCAGGCCGAGAUUUAUCCAGCUUGCAAGCAAGUUCUUUUUAUAACCUACCCCAGGGUCAAGUGGCUUUUACUCCCGCACAACCUGGCCACGGAAACCUUGCUGGUCUUUAUCAUCCAGCACAACCGGUAACUGCACAGACUGUUCAUUCACUUAUGCAACAGUCACAGAUGAUGGCUGGUCCGGAUAUGGUAGGACCAACAGCCACUGUCUAUCAGCAGCCUCAACAUUCACAAAUUAACUGGCCGAGUAGCUACUAAGGAGCUGUUCCUGUCAUUUGUAAACCACAAAGAAAAGAAAUGAAAUUAUUGAUUGGAAUUUUGGGGCUACGAUUAGUUUGGAGAUGGAGGAAGCAUCCAGCAAAUGCCAAAAAGACAAUCACUGUGCAGGUUGACUGUAAAUCUAUGAGAGAUGCCCCUCCUGGGGGAAAAAAAACGAUGAGGUAUCACUUUUCUUGCUUGGGAUUGAGGAUGCAAAGAGUAUAUCCUCCUGUAACGAAUAGUGACAGUCUUUUAGUUUUGUUUGAGGCAGGCAGGCAUAAGCAAAUCGAUUUUCCAUUACAUUUUGGUAGCCCUUCGAUAGUUUUCAGUAUUAACUCUUUUCUUUUCAGUCAAUUUUUCGAGUUUCUUUCCUAUAUAUCCUUCUUUGGUAGGUUUAGGGCUUCCUAAAGCAAUGUGAUUUUUAGGGGAUUUUCAUACAUUUUCUUCCCUUUUUGGCUCCAAUCUUCUUUAUCUGUAAAGUUAGUUUUGACAUUAGAAACAGGCGUAGUUGGACUGCUGUAAUUGGUGCUUGGCACAAGCAAGAUGCUGCAUUCUUUCAGUUUUGCUGGAUUACUUACAGUGGUGAGCAUGGUGGGGUAAAUUGGUAUGAUACAGCUUUUAAAGCUCUUGGUACAUUGGAAAUUUUAAUAUCUUGCCGAUGCCCAAGAGUUUCUGUGAUUUUAUAUUUUUUCUUUUAUUCAA
Messenger RNA from Nicotiana tabacum (common tobacco), 1992 nucleotides. The record is from RefSeq and is a predicted model, not a curated record. NCBI's taxonomy places the organism in Eukaryota, Viridiplantae, Streptophyta, Magnoliopsida, Solanales, Solanaceae.